AGUAUGCCUACUUUUGUUAGAUCCAGUUUAGUGUUUGGCAACAAAGAAGAUUUAGUUGGUGUACUGGAAUUGAUGCUCAAGAGACUCGAAAACCUUCAGGUUUUAAUGAUUGUUAAUGUGCGUACCUUUUUGGUGGAAGAAUAUGCUGACUCUCCUAUAUUUACAGAAGGAAAUUAUUAUCCUGACGCAUUUCAUACCUGGGAUGAUGUAUGUAUCUUUUUAUACAACAACUGCAAAAAUGUGACACUCAUAUGCCAAAAAAUGAAUGAUCACCUUGAUGCUAUCCGACAUAUACUGGAAACGGAAAACAACAUUGGCCAUUGCAAUCUGUCAGAAAUCCUACGAGUACCAAAUGAAAUCAAAUAUCUUGUUAAUAGCAUAGACGAUAAAAUAAUUAACCAUCCUGCAACCGAAAAAAUCAAAAAAGUCUACUACAAAGAAAAUGACCCAAACCCAAAAAUAAAAAUCAGGAGAACAUGGGUAGAACAAUGUUUAGGUCAUCACGUUGAAUUAGUUGUAGCAUUAUAUAUCCCUUUCUUUUUCCUGUUAAUUGUAUGGGAUGGAUCUUGGACAGGCAAAUACUACCUGAAUGCAGUCGUGAGUAUAUUUACAUGUCUUGUCCUGUUAGUUGGACUUGAUUCCUACAAUAUCAAAAAAAGACAAAAGGUUUAUCAAUUGUGCGACAAAUGCGUAGAAUCAAUAAUUGUCUUCCACUACGAAGUAGAUUACCAGUACAGAAUGCUGCGCCCAAAAUUAAUUGCUAAUGAACAAAACAGACAAUGGUUGAUCCAACUAAAUAGGGAUCUACAACAUAUUUUCAGUCAACUCCAAUCUAUGGCUUAUUUAAGUGAAAAAUCGGCAAAGAACCUCAUUUUGGCUACCAAUCGACCCAGUGUUCUUGAAAAGUAAUUUUUCCUCAAAUAUUCAGUACAGGAUUUUAUAUUUUUAUG
Mucor mucedo is the source of this 950-nucleotide messenger RNA. RefSeq lists its product as uncharacterized. The record is from RefSeq and is a predicted model, not a curated record. The transcript has a single exon. The coding region runs from base 4 to 909 and encodes 301 amino acids. NCBI's taxonomy places the organism in Eukaryota, Fungi, Mucoromycota, Mucoromycetes, Mucorales, Mucoraceae.